This is a messenger RNA of Spinacia oleracea (spinach), 1684 nucleotides long. RefSeq lists its product as uncharacterized. Gene Ontology annotation, cellular component: CCR4-NOT complex. Lineage: Eukaryota; Viridiplantae; Streptophyta; Magnoliopsida; Caryophyllales; Amaranthaceae. The record is from RefSeq and is a predicted model, not a curated record. The transcript is spliced from 12 exons. Bases 145 to 1443 code for a protein of 432 amino acids.
CUAACUUUUAUUAACUUUAUAUUUUUGGGUGCGUGUAUAAGUAAGUAAGAGUUUCGAAACGCCUAAUUACCCCCAUUUUCUCUCUCCUCUACCCUUCCGUUUCUCUCUCUCCUCCGCACUUUCCGACGAACCAGUUCGACGACGAUGAUCAACGUCGAAGAAUCGAAGGCUUUGUUUUCGCUUCUCAGUUCAGAGCAAAGGUCUUUCGAUGAAGUUAUGGCGGAAUUCACCUCGAAAUUCUCUUCAUUUCUCCAUUUCAGGAUUUGCACUGCUCUCGCCACACUUAUCGAGGACAAACCCAUGCUUCUUCCAAAUCAACGUCUAUAUGCACUUUGCUUACUCUAUCAGGCGUAUUCAUCGCAGCAACCUUCAGAAAAUCCGUUUAUUUCUCUUCUGGUCAACGCUGCAUCUGAUGAAGAAGGUGCCAAGUACGAGAGGGCACUGAUUCUCCAUUUGCUGGGUUCAUCUGGCAACGGGAGUAACAAGGAGGUUCUUAAACAGUCCGCUUCAGACUAUGUUAAAGGCUUUGAUUCUUCAUCUGUUACUUUCCCAACUCUUGAACAGUUGCAAGAGCAAUUUUGCAGUAAAGUUCAUCCAGAGCCUUAUAACUGCUUAUUUAAGAAUGCUUCUGUCAAAAAUGUGAUUCCAGAUCCGGAUGUGGCACCUCAAUGUGAUGCAACUUCAGAAGAAUUUGACCUCCAACCUGGAGCCAACCCCAAAAUAGGAUCUGGUAAUAGAGAUGAAACAAUAACCGGGUUAUUACAAACUCUGUCUCUAGAGGGGCUAGAACCUAGCUGGGUCAGACCUCGUCCACCAAGGCUUCCUCUUCAAGAUGGGGAGCUUGUUUGGCUCAACCCUGACAAUAAUCAUGAGCUUUUAUGGGAUUAUGGCAUGUGUGCGGAUACAAGUAGAGGGGCAGCUGUGAGAGAUUUAAUUGCAAAAGCUUUGAAAGGCCCACUUGCUCCUGCGCAACAAGAGCAAGUUCUAGUGGAGUUGGCGAAUGAUCCUAAGUUGGUCUAUCACUGUGGAUUAACUCCAAGAAAGCUUCCGGAGUUGGUUGAAAACAAUCCCCUCAUUGCAGUUGAAGUUCUUAUCAAGCUGAUGAAUUCACCGGAAAUUUCAGACUAUUUCACAGUUCUUGUCAAUAUGGAUAUGAGUCUACAUUCUAUGGAAGUUGUAAACAGGCUUACAACAGCGGUGGACCUUCCCACUGAAUUUGUGCAUAUGUACAUAACAAAUUGCAUAUCCUCUUGUGAAAACAUCAAGGACAAAUAUAUGCAGAACAGGCUUGUCAGACUUGUAUGCGUCUUCUUACAGAGCUUAAUACGUAAUAAGAUUAUCAAUGUUCAAGAUCUCUUUAUCGAAGUUCAGGCCUUCUGUAUUGAGUUCUCACGGAUAAGAGAAGCUGCUGGUUUGUUUAGGCUACUCAAAACAUUAGAGUGAGUUAUGAGACAGACAACAAGUAACGUUAGUUUGUCGUAGCUUUAUCAUCUUGACCAUCAAUCCCGAAUUUUGUUUGACCAUUCUUGUAUAUAGUGAUAUUACCUUCAUAGAGGUUCUUUGUUCUUUGUAUCCUUAUUCCGAUAGGCGCAGGAUUUUUGCUGUAAAGAGUUUAGAGCAGGAACUGUUAUACUUCUAGCUUAUCUUUUGUUAUAUUGGGGAAUUUGGUAUUCCCAAUUCUUAA